AUGCCAGCGAAAAUAUAUUUGUCCAGGAAGCAUCCUAAUGUUGAUGACAAACAAAUUACACAGAUUGAUGACGUCGAUUCAUAUUCUGCGCCCACACCUACAUUCGUCGCUCUUACAUCUACCACCGCUACACCUAUACCUACUCCAACUCCAAUAGAAGCUUUAAAUAACAACAUGUCGGAUUUAAAUUUAGAAGUUCCGUCAGAAUUAACACAAUCUGCAAUAACAUCAUUUAAAACAACAACAUUGUCAUCCAAAAUACCAAUUCACUCAUCUAGAAUAUCCUCUUCUUCUUCUGAAUCCUCGAAAUCAUCAUCUUCAGUCUAA
This is a messenger RNA of Entrophospora sp. SA101, 327 nucleotides long. The record is from the annotation of a GenBank genome assembly. Lineage: Eukaryota; Fungi; Glomeromycota; Glomeromycetes; Entrophosporales; Entrophosporaceae.